Molecule: messenger RNA, 2315 nt
Organism: Planococcus citri (citrus mealybug)
Lineage: Eukaryota; Metazoa; Arthropoda; Insecta; Hemiptera; Pseudococcidae
Product: stomatin-like
Exons: 8
Coding region: 435-1298 (287 amino acids)
Cellular component (GO): plasma membrane
Source: RefSeq, a predicted model, not a curated record
UAAGCCACCUAGAUCUCGCGACCAUCGGUGCAGCUUCUUCAUUUCGGCACCUGCAGCGCGAUUAAUCUGGACAAGAAAAUUUUUUUGGUAAAUAAGAUAAUAAACAAAACAGAUUAAACACGAUAAAAAACUGAAAAAGCUAUUUUCUAAAAAUUUAAUUAAACCGAUAAUCAGAAUUUUGACGUAAUUUUUCACGAUGAUUACAAUUUUUAGUCGUUUGAAGUGUUUCAAUACAGUUGUAACUUGAAUGUGGAAGAAUACUUAAAGUUAAAAGCAGUUUUGCACUGAAUCAAUGAGUUCAGGUAUUAUCUUUACAAGAUAAAUUUUCGCCUAGUUUUUGGAUUAUUCGAGUUUACCUAUGCUGUUCGCUUGACAGGCUUUUUAGUAUCGCAGCAAUCGCAGGUUUCAAUAGUGGAAAGUACGUUAAAGUAAACAUGACCGACAUUGAAGCUGGUGGUAGCCGGAAUAAUGCCCCGCGAAUGGAGAAUAAAUACGAAGAAAAUCAACCACAUCGAUCCGAAUUGAUAGAAGUAAUUGCUACAGUAGCCUCUGUUGUAUUUCUAGUGAUUACGUUCCCCAUUUCCGUGUUUUAUUGUUUUAAGGUUGUUCAAGAAUACGAAAGAGCUGUUAUAUUUAGAUUGGGUCGUUUGAGGGCAGGAAAUGCUCGAGGUCCUGGAAUAUUCUUCAUCAUACCGUGUAUCGAUAAUUAUACCAAAGUCGAUUUGAGAACGGUUUCUUUCGAUGUGCCACCUCAAGAGGUUUUGACAAAGGACCAUGUGACGGUUAGCGUCGACGCUGUCGUUUACUAUUGCAUUCAAAAUCCUUUGCAUGCCGUAGUUAAUGUGACCGAUUAUAGCCAUUCUACGAGAUUAUUGGCGGCUACAACGUUGAGAAAUGUAUUGGGAACGCGUAAUUUAUCAGAAAUUUUAUCGGACCGUGCUGCCAUUACUCAUACCAUGCAAUCACAACUCGAUGUUGCCACCGAUCCUUGGGGUAUUAAAGUUGAGCGAGUAGAAAUAAAAGACGUACGAUUACCUACCCAAUUACAACGUGCCAUGGCUGCCGAAGCUGAAGCUGCUAGAGAAGCUCGUGCUAAAGUGAUAGCUGCGGAGGGAGAAAUGAAAGCUUCUAGAGCGUUGAAAGAAGCAUCGGAUGUUAUCAUUGAAAGUCCGGCUGCCUUACAACUUCGUUAUUUACAAACUUUGAACACGAUUUCGGCCGAGAAAAAUUCGACCAUCAUAUUCCCAUUGCCAAUCGAUCUGUUGCAAGCGUUUAUGCCAGAUUUGAGGAAAAAGUAAACUGCAUCGCUUUUUCAGCACAUUUUGUUCGAGUCAUUUCUACAAUUAAUAUUAAAAGUACUCCUGUCAUGUUGUUGUUCAUGUUUACAAACGUUUUUCUCUCUUAUAUUGUAUAUUGAGCUUAUUACAGUGUAGGAAAACAAUCGUAUUUGACUUCAGAAAUUCCUUCAGGUUACCCAAUUCCUAAUAAUUUUUCAGAUUUCUGGAAAAAAGUGCUAGAAAAACCCGCGAAUAAUUUAUCUAUCUGACAAUUUUAUGUAUUUGUAUUUUUCAAAGAAAACCAAAAGUCUGUCUCUUCCGUUGUUGAAAAUCAGCUUCCGUGUAUUCUCUCAUACCUAUUGGUUUUUACUCUUUCCAUAUUUUAAUACUCGUAAUAUAUAUAGUGGCUUUGUACGUCACAGCGUUUUCCUUAUUGUUAUGCACUUCAUUAUGAUACUUACUUCUUUUUGUUUUUGUUUUUAUACUUAUGAUUAAAAACCACGCACAAUUUUAAAAACGAGAAGUUACCUUUUAAGUGUUUCUGUUUUUUUUUUCAACAUAGAGAACGCCAAUUUAUACUCGAUUGUUGUUUUAAAAGGUGUUAAUUUAUUGCUAUCUUUCUCUCUAUGUAUUUUAAUUUGUUAAUGAAUUCUCGUACCAUUUUAUAUGUAUUUCAUUAUUUGCUAGAAAUUAUUAUCCAAGCAUUUAUUAUGAUUUAUGAGUAUCGUUGCGAAACAUAAGAUGAUGUUAUCGUAGAACUAUCGAUUGUUUACUUUCAUGAUUUUUCAUCUCACUUAUUUUAAAAAAAAAUUAUUUUUAAAAUUCACCAUCAAAUGCUAACGAUAAGGUAGUGUUACUUUCAAUUUUUUAAAACCUAAAUUCUUGUUUGAAAAUGUACAUUGGUACCUACAUUUACGAAACACUAGCCAUGAUGGUAGCAUUUAUGCAGCGUAUAAGUAUCAUAGUAAAUUAAGUAUACGUAUGUAAGUGAUUUUAUAACUCAAGUUUCAAAGCAUUUAAUAAAUAUUUUUAAUUUUG